Sorghum bicolor (sorghum) is the source of this 2606-nucleotide messenger RNA. RefSeq names its product probable mixed-linked glucan synthase 9. Gene Ontology annotation, cellular component: trans-Golgi network; plasma membrane. Bases 2 to 2371 code for a protein of 789 amino acids. Gene Ontology annotation, biological process: cellulose biosynthetic process; plant-type primary cell wall biogenesis. Lineage: Eukaryota; Viridiplantae; Streptophyta; Magnoliopsida; Poales; Poaceae. The transcript is spliced from 2 exons. Gene Ontology annotation, molecular function: mannan synthase activity; cellulose synthase (UDP-forming) activity. The record is from RefSeq and is a predicted model, not a curated record.
AAUGGUUGUCAUCGUCCAGUUUUUCAUCUGGCGCUUUAGGCACCGGAACUCGGACAGCAUGGUCCUCUGGUGGGUCACGGUGGUCGGCGACUUCUGGUUCGCCGUCAGCUGGCUGCUGAACCAGGCCUCCAAGCUCAACCCCAUCCGGCGCGUCCCCAACCUCGCGCUCCUCAACCAACACUUUGAUCCUCCCACGGCCACUCCCAGCGGCGGUGGCAGCUCCUGCAGCCAGCUCCCGGGCGUCGACGUGUUCAUCAACACCGUGGACCCCGUGGACGAGCCCGUGCUCUGCACCAUGAACUCCGUCCUGUCCAUCCUCGCCACGGACUACCCAGUGGACAGGCACGCGACGUACCUCUCCGACGACGGCGGGUCGCUCGUCCACUACGAGGCGCUGCUCGAGACGGCGAAGUUCGCCGCGCUGUGGACGCCGUUCUGCCGGAAGCACCGCGUCGAGCCGAGGGCACCCGAGAGCUACUUCGCGGCGACGGCGGACGGGCCGUACGCUGGGGACGCGCCAGGGGAGUUCGUCGGCGACCGUCGGCACGUCCGCCAGGAGUACGAGGAGUUGAAGGCUCGGGUGGAUGCGCUGUUCACCGUCAUUCCCCAGAGGUCGGAGGCCAAACAAGGUGGUGACCAUGCGACGUACAUGGCCGAUGGGACGCAUUGGGCUGGCACCUGGAUUGAGCCGGCUGAAAACCACAAGAAAGGACACCACGCCGCCAUUGUCCAGGUUAUUUUGAACCAUCCCGGCGACGAGCCUCAGCUUGGCACGCCGGCGAGCUCCUCCAGCGCUCUGGACUUCAGCGCCGUGGACGUGCGCCUCCCUAUGCUGGUGUACAUCGCGCGUGAAAAGCGGCCGGGGUACGACCACCAGAAGAAGGCCGGCGCCAUGAACGUGCAGCUGCGUGUCUCGGCGCUGCUCUCCAACGCGCCCUUCAUCAUCAACUUCGACUGCGACCACUACAUCAACAACUCCGGUGCGUUCCGCGCCGCCAUGUGCUUCAUGGUCGACCCUCGCCACGGCGACGACACCGCCUUCGUCCAGUUCCCGCAGCGCUUCGACGACGUCGACCCUACGGACCGGUACUGCAACCACAACCGCGUCUUCUUCGACGCCACCUCCCUCGGCCUCAACGGCAUCCAGGGGCCUUCCUACGUCGGCACCGGCUGCAUGUUCCGGCGCGUCGCGCUCUACGGCGCCGACCCGCCCCGGUGGCAGCAGCCCGGCGACGGCGCCUCCAAGCUCCUGGACAACAACCCCCGCAGGCAGUUCGGCGGCUCCAUGCCGUUCAUCACCUCUGUGACCCUGGCCGCGCACCAGGAACGGCCCCUCACGCCGCCAGCGUCGCUCGACGACGAGCGGCUCGUGGCGGAGUUGGCCGACGUCGCGACCUGCGCGUACGAGGACGGGACGGAGUGGGGCGACGGCGUCGGGUGGGUGUACAACAUCGCGACGGAGGACGUGGUGACCGGCUUCCGGGUGCACCGGAAGGGGUGGCGGUCCAUGUACUGCGCCAUGGAGCCCGACGCGUUCCGGGGCACGGCGCCGAUCAACCUCACGGAGCGCCUCCACCAGAUCCUGCGCUGGUCGGGGGGCUCCCUGGACAUGUUCUUCUCCCGCAACUCGCCGCUCCUAGCCGGCCGGCGGCUCCACCCGAUGCAGCGCGCCGCCUACACCAACAUGACGGCCUACCCAAUCUCGGCGGCUUUCAUCUUCGUCUACGACCUUCUCCCGCUGAUGUGGCUCCCCGGCGACGGCGAGUUCUACAUACAGAAGCCGUUCCAGACCUACGCGCUGUACAUGUUCGUCGGCAUCGCCAUGAUGGAGGUGAGCGGCAUGGUGGAGAUCAAGUGGGCGGGGCUGACGCUGCUGGACUGGUGCCGGAACGAGCAGUUCUACAUGAUCGGCGCGACGGGCGUGUACCCGGCGGCGGUGCUGCACAGCCUGCUCAGGCUCGUCGGCCUCAAGGGCAUUCCGUUCAAGCUGACGUCGAAGCUGGUGUCCGCGAGCGGCGGCGGCGUUGCCGCGGGGGAGAGGUUUGCGGAGCUCUACCAAGUGCAGUGGACGCCGCUGCUGGUGCCGACCGUGCUGGUGAUCGCCGUGAACGUCGCCGCCAUCGGCGUGGCCGUCGGCAGGGCGGCCGCCUUCGGGUGGUCGUUCGCGCAGGUCGCCGGCGCGGCGAGCGGGCUGCUUUUCAACGUGUGGGUGCUGCUGCUGCUGUACCCGUUCGCGCUCGGGAUCAUGGGGCGAUGGAGCAAGAGGACCUACCUGCUCUUCGUCCUGCUCGUGGCCAUGCUCGUUAUCAUCGCGUCCGCGUACGUCGCGGUCCUGGCGGUAGUUGCUCCAGGUUCUGUGGCGGCGCUCUGAGUGGCUGGGAGGAUGGCCAGGCAUAGGCGCCAUAUCUCCGGCGUUCUGGUGGGUUUACCUGAUUAUUGUUUGAGAUAGCAAAUAUGUCAGUGCCUUGCCUUGUCUUGCGACGAGAGAAAAAUAAGCUAUCGAAUAUUUAAAAAAAAGAGAGAGUGAGAAUAAAAAUGCUGAGAAAAUAAACUAUCGAUUAUUCAUGAAAAAUGAGAAUAAAAAUGUCAUAUAGCUAUUUCUAUUU